Messenger RNA from Purpureocillium lilacinum, 1047 nucleotides. RefSeq lists its product as uncharacterized. The record is from RefSeq and is a predicted model, not a curated record. Lineage: Eukaryota; Fungi; Ascomycota; Sordariomycetes; Hypocreales; Ophiocordycipitaceae.
AUGAAGUCCGCCAUUGCUACCAUCGGCAUGCUGGCCGCCGCCGCCUCUGCCUACUCCCACCACCCCCGGCACCUGCACUUCCCCCGUGCCAACAACACGGCCGAGCAGACGACCCUGACGGUCAUCGCCACGCAGAUUCACACCGUCACCAGCUGCGCCCCCACCGUCACCAACUGCCCGGCUCACUCCACGGGCAUCGCCUCCCUGCCCGAGUCCCAGAGGACCACGUUUGUCGUCACCGACACCGUCACCCUGGCCACGACCGUCUGCCCCGUCACCGAGGCCUCGAGCGUCUCCGCCUCCAUCAUCUCCCAGGCCACCAGCAGCGGCGCUCUCCCCAUCCCCACCAGCCAGGCCACCAUCCGCACCUCCGAGAUUCACCCCAGCGUUCCCCUGAGCACUGGCGUCCCUGGUGCCACCACCUCCAAGGCCGAGGCCACCUCCCUGCCGCCCGGUCUGACCACGACCACCACUGACGUCGUCACCUCCAAGACGCUGACCAUGACCCUCGGCACCGGCACCGACGCCUCCGUCGUCACCACCACCAUCCAGUCCACCGUCCAGAAGACCAUCACGGUGCCCUGCUCCCCGACGACUGACUCUGGCAACAAGCCCACUGGCCCCGCUGGCACCGGCAAGGACGACACUACCACCACCACCACGGCCACCUCCAAGAUCACCCGCACCAUCACCAUCUCCAAGACCACCCCGACCAACACUGCUGGCGUCCCCGGCAACGGCGGUAACGGUGGCAACGGUGGCAACGGCGACUGCUCCUGCCCUGCUGCUCAGACCGUCACCGUCACUGCCCCGGCCUCGACCGUCUACGUCACCAUCGGCGGCGGCAACGACGCUACCCAGACCGGCUCCCAGCCCGCUGUCACCGAGAAGACGGCCGAGCCCACGGCGGAGACCACCUCCACCCCGUGCCCCGAGUCCACCACGACCAGCCAGGUCACCGUCACCGUCGUCCCCUUCCCCACGGGCAACGGCACCCACACCAGCGGCACCGCCGGUCCCUCUGGCUUCGCCCGCCUCCGCCGCUAA